Molecule: messenger RNA, 1395 nt
Organism: Ogataea angusta
Lineage: Eukaryota; Fungi; Ascomycota; Pichiomycetes; Pichiales; Pichiaceae
Exons: 1
Coding region: 1-1395 (464 amino acids)
Biological process (GO): dephosphorylation
Molecular function (GO): phosphatase activity
Source: RefSeq, a predicted model, not a curated record
AUGUUUUUGCUUGUGGCCCUAGCAGCAGUUGCUUCUGCUCAGAUCAUCCACCAUGCGCCUAUCGACAAUGAAUUCUCAGAGCUGGACCAGGUUUUCAACACCUCAAGAGGCACCAACGGGGGAAUUUACAAUUCAUCUUUCGUCCCGGAUAGCAGCUACGGACAGUAUGAUUUUUGCAAUAUGCCCCACGUAAGAAAGGAUAUCUACCCACAGGUAGAUCAGUCCGAGUACAAGUUACAAUUUGUCGAGGUUAUCCAUCGCCAUCACAAGAGAACUCCAUACGCACAGAACUGCUUCCCUGUGGAAACCCUGGUGCUUUAUUGUGAUGAAGCUUUGAACAACUAUUAUUCCGAAUUCAAAACUCCAGCUCACAGUGGUAACACUACGAAACUCUCUUGGGCGAACUACCAGAAUCAGUAUAACCCAUUCAAUUUCAUCCACAACGGCUACAAUGGCACUUGUCAGUUUCCUCAAAUCUCUUACGCAGGUUUAGAAGACUCAUACCAACACGGGCUUGACCUUUAUGGUGUGUACGGGGAGCUGAUGAGUUUUCUCCCAGCGUCAUAUGAUCCCAAGCUAGUAACGUUUCGAGUGACCAAUAAUGUCAUCACCUCUCAAGUUGCUAGUGCAGUGGUUAAGGCCAUGUAUCCUCACGAGAAAGAAAUUGACGUGAAGGUGGAGGCUGAUGGCUUUGAUGUACUCGAGCCGUCCUAUUCGUGCGGAUUUGCGGAUGACAUAGCAUCAGAGAUUACCUCCUCAACUGUAUGGCAGGAACAUUUGGCUAGGGCUGCAGAUUUGUACGAUGAGCUAGACGACAUAUCUGGAGUUGAUCCAGAAUCUAAGGACUGGCAUGUGUCUUUUGAUCAUUACUUCGACAACACUGCGUUCAGAUUGUGUCAUGGGUACGGUCUUGCUUGCAAUUCCGAAAACUCUUCACUCUGUAUGACACAGGACCAGGCAGAACAAAUAUUUCGUCUGGGAGACUUUGAGUACAACUACAAGUACCGGAUUCAUGAAAAUUCGACUCUUUAUGCGGCAACUAGUUACGGAGCAUACUUUAAUGAGCUUAAGCACCGUCUUCUUGAGAAAACCACCGGGGCCACGAGUCUCAAAUACUCUCACAACGUAGCCCAUGAUGGUUCCAUUGCACGUAUUCUUGGGUUUCUCCAGAUUGAUUAUCUCAGAUGGCCAGGAAUGGGAUCGGAGGUUGUGUUAGAGCUCUACCAAGGACUCAAAGACGGUGAAUGGUAUCUAAGAGCUCUUUACAUGGGAAGAAUACUGACAACCACAGGCCCCCUUGGAGAAAUUGACAUGAUCCCUCUUCAUGAUUUUAUCAGUUACAUUGAGUCAAUGAUUGGAAAAGACGCAGAAGUACUAGUUGACUACUGCGUCUAA